This is a messenger RNA of Plutella xylostella (diamondback moth), 2975 nucleotides long. Lineage: Eukaryota; Metazoa; Arthropoda; Insecta; Lepidoptera; Plutellidae. The record is from RefSeq and is a predicted model, not a curated record.
UCCAAAAUUUCCAUUUUUCACUAUUUUUCUUAAAUGUGUAUCAAAUUACUGAAAGUUACCGUCGGAUGAGUGUUUCAUUAUAUUCCUCAGCUCUAAUUCUAGUCUCUAUUUAUUGAAACUUAUGUGAAAUCAAUACGCCACUGGUAUAAGCGUCAUGAGUAAAGCUAACCCUCUUUCGGGCUUGCUUGCCCACUAUGGUGACUCCGAUGAUGACUCGGAGGAUGAGGGGCCGAGGUCUUCCAAAAUGCGGUCAGAUCUGUACAGCAAGGAGGCGGGAGGCGCCCCGGAGGAGGCGGCGACGGAGCCGGCGGCCGCGACCGUGCACCCGGCGCCUGUGCCGCAUUGCCCAUGGUCAGCAUGCUAUGAUGAGGCGAGCGGCUACACAUACUACUGGAACCAAUUCACUAACGCGGUGACAUGGGAAGCACCACCCGAGUACCUGCUGGCUUUGAAGCUGGCACAGCAGCAACUUACUGUUACAGGCUCAGCAGAAGUGUCAGCGGAGGAAUGGCAGUUGUACCAGCAAGCCCUGGCUGACAAGCAGAAGACACAGGCCACCGCCUCCACCAUCGCCAAGCCCCCGGCCAUCAGCAAUAGUUCAAAGACUAUGGCAAACAAUGCUAAGAAUACUAAGAAGCAGGCCGUGAAUGGUAAACCGGGGAAAAGGAAGCCUCCGUUUGAUAGUGAUUCUGAGGAUGAGAAAAUUGAGCUGAUAACUUCAUACUACCACUCAGACUCAGAUUCCAAUGACGAAACCACCAGCCCUGUGAAGAAGACACCAGCCCCAGCUGCCGCGCCCAUUUCCAAACCCACCAGCAAGCCGAAACCACAACCAGACACUCCCAGACCCGCCAAGAACCCAUUCAAGAAGCAGAGGACCAAACCAGUGGAGUAUGGACCUCCGCUUCCUCCCAACCAGGACUAUAAGGUGCCUAUUGGACCUGAGCUACCGCCAGAGCUGGUGGUUGAGGUAAAACCAAAGUCUCCGGAGAAGAAGGAGGUUGUAGAAGUGCUGGUGCCACAAAAGAGUCCAGAGAUUGAGCAAAGGAAGAGUCCAACUCUUUCCAUUGAUAAUGACGAUGAUGAUGAAUUACUCAAAAAGUUAAAAGACAAAGCUAAGCUGUUGGAAAAACUUGGAGGCGAACUUCCGUCAGAACUGCAACAGAUAAUCAAAGAUGAAAAAUCAUCAGGCACCGCGUCACCAGUAAUUAAGAAUAUUGAUGAAAAUAGCAAUAAUAGUAAGAGCACUAUUGACACUAACAUUGACGAUCUUCUGGAGGAAAUAGAGAAGAAAGAAAUGCCAAAAAUAUCAAAGGCCAAAGUCAAAAUAGACAUAUUUGAUGAUGAUACAAAAGUUGAUGAAAAACUCGAGAAAGGUUUGGAUAGUGGUAAAAGCACUCCUAAGGAGCUUUCAAGAAGUAGCACACCAUCCAGAGAUGAAGAAAUAAAGCCUCUAUUCCCUAGCAGUCAAGCCAUAACUGAGAAACCGCCAAAAACUUUAUUCCCAAGUUCAGCAAACAUUGAGGAGACACCUGUUGAACUGGGAUCGCCUAAACCUGAAAUAGCUCCCGAAAUAGUCGCUGAAAAGAAAGGGGCUAACAUCUACCUAAUGGGAACUGACGAGGCGAUAGAAAAACCCGGUAGAAAAAAGCUCCGGAUAUCAAACUCAGUGUUACCAGAACGGAAGAAGAUUGAAGUUCCGUCGUACACAACAAAAUACUCGCAGGUUAUAGAUGGUUUUGCUGGUGAGAGGACAGGAUUAGGGUUCAGUCAGAAUGACGGUGAAUCUACGGAACCGAAAAAAGCUGUAGCUUACGGCGGGAUGAUGUUCACUAAGGGGGAAGUGCUGAAUGAGGAUAAGAAGGAUGAAGAGAUGGAAGACCUGAUAGAGCUGUUGGAUGCGAAGCUCAAGUUUCUGAACCAGCAGCAGCCGUAUGCCGUGACCCCCGUGCAGGAGAUGACUAUACAGAUGCAGACACUAGUAGCAGCGCACCUCCAACAGUCCAUCUCGCCGGGCUACCUCCGGCGCUGGCUGGCGGCCGCCGCGGCGUCGCUCGCGCGCCUCGAGGCCGCCGCCGCGCCGCCCGGCUGGACCUGCCGCUUCCAUAGGUCUCAGGCGCGCUACGAGUACCGGCGGGACAACGACGGGCUCACCCAGUGGGAGUAUCCUGCCGGCGCUGAUGAUAUGGACAUCUGCACCACGCCGCCGCCGCCGCCGCCUGAUGAUAAGGAGCCGCCGCUACCAGCCGCGCCGCCGCCGCCGCUGCCGCCCGCGCGCGUCGCCACCCCGCCGCCGCCCGCCUGGGGGCCCGAGCCAGAGCCUAAGCCGGAGCCAAAGAAAGAGAUCGGCGACGAGCUCCUAUCCUUCUACAACGACAUAGCCUCCCUAGACGCGCCCCCCGCGCCCGCGCCCCCGCCCCCCGCGCCCGCGCCGCCCCCGCGCGCACCCAGCGCCGAGCCCCCGCCGCCCGGGGAGGGGGUCGUGGAGAGAUACGAGCGGGUUGAGGCGAAGGCUGCGAGGAAGAAGUCUAAGGUGAAGAUCUCAGCGUCGAUGGGCAUGAAGCACAAGUCAGUGUCCAGCCUCGUGGCCAAGUGGCAACAGGUGGCCGACGAAAUACACUCGGAUUGAAUGUCAUGUCAAAACGGUCAAGAUAAUGAUUAACUAGGGAACUUGGUGUAAAUAGCAAAGUCCAUAUUUGUCAGCAGGAUGCAAAGAUAAAUUUGAAAUAAGUAAAAGAGACUAACUACAUUUUUAUACCUAUUACAAAUAAGCUUUCUGUUAAAUGUGGCCUCAUCCAUACUCAACUAUAGAUUUAUAAUGUGUCUCGGGCACAACUCAGUGAGAUUGGCCGCAGUGGUCGAAUAUUGGAUCAUUAAUAUAAGAUGUGUAAAUAAUCCAUUUUGAUAAGCUUUGUAAAUAUUUUUGUAACAUUUAGUUGUAAGGUCUAUGUGAAUAAAUAAAAUAUUUGUUUAUA